UCGGUGGAGGGAGGACGCGGCGGCUGGCGGCACCGGCACCCACGCUAAUGGUGUGUGAGUGUGUGUGUGCUCGUGCUGGAGUGUGUUCCCUAGAGUGCGUUGACCUGUGCGCGCUGACGAACCACGCGAGUGUGUGUGUGUGUUGUUGAUCUGUGGUGAUCUCCCCAGUGUUAUGACGGCCUGACCCCUCACAGUGGAAUUUAUAUUUAUAAUUUUAAAAGUGUUAGAAACUAGUGUCAAAGUUUCUGUGGAAAAGUUGGCCGUGUUAAUGACUAUUAAGACAAUCAAGAACAGCUUCACGGUGGAAGAUGUGAGGGGGACAUGUCUAACGCUGCUCCUCGCUCCUGCCUCAAGCCGCCACUGAGGAACCCGUGGGUGGCGGAGGACGGCGCGGACAGCAGCACCUCGUCUGGGCAGCAGCAGCAGCAGCAGCAGGCGACCCAUGACGCCCACGCCCACGAUGUCCUUGCUCACCAGUAUGCGACGCCCUACCACCCCACCACAUCCCACACUGCGGCCCACCCCAGCCUCAGCGUGGCCCACUCCACCCACAGCGUGGCUCUCUCUUCCCACAGUGCGGCCCACCCGACUCACAGUGUGGCCCACGCGACCCAUAGCGUGGCCCAUCCCACUUACAGUAUGGCCCAUGCCACCUACGGUGCGGCCCACCCCACACUCAGUGCGGCCCACCCGGGUCAUUGCAUCAGCGCGGCCCAUCCUGCGGUGAGCGUGGCUUGGGCCGCCCACGGCGUGGGCCAACACACCCACACCACCCACGGCGUGGUCCACUCCCACACUGCCCAUUCCCUCCACAGCACCGCCCACGCCUUGCCCACAGCCGCCCACUCCGUUCACUCGGUCCCCGGGACGCUACAGCAACCAUGGGUUGACCCACAGAUGCUGUGGAGUACCCCGGCCCUCCCUGGCAUGGGUAGUGCCCCCGGGGGAGUGUUCACUGUGGGGGGAGGAGCCGAGGGGUCGUGCCCAGUGCUAGCUGCGGGGAUGUGUGCCCAGCCCCACCCCACACUGCACCCCAUGCACCAUCUCCCACCCGGUGGAGGCGGGUCGAGCGGGCAGACGUCGACCAGUGGUGGGUGGGGCGUCCCCCCUCCCACGCUCCCUCCCCAGGCAGGAGGUGUGGGCGGAUGGGGUGUGGGAGGACGAGCCCUGGCCGAGGGGUCGCGGUGUGAGAGAUGUCACUACUACUGCUUCAGGGCGGCGCAGGCGGCCUUCGUGGCGGGCAUUGUCACCGGCUUCUCACUCCUGGUGGCGGGCGGCGUCUUCCACAGGCAGCACGUCGCCCAUCUUCAGGUCCUGGUGUACAUCGGUGCCAUGGUCUCUCUCGUGUGUGUGGUGCUACUGGUAAUAUUCUGUGCCAUGAACAGGGACCACAGGACUAGACGCGGUGUGUCAGUGCGCUAUUCGGGGCCCCAAGUGGUUGUGGGGGACCCUGAGACUAUGCCCCUCAGGGGCAUAGAUGUUACUAACCCUAUAGUGAUCCCCUGUGACCAUGGUCCACGCCCCGGGGAUGGGGGCCCCAGUGUGGAGCUUCUCCAUCAGACCAAUCAUAGCUCGUGUAUGGUCCCACCGCCGGCCACUCACGGUGGAUGCAUCGUCGGACCAACCAAUCAAAGCGUGUGUUUCGUACCUCAAGCCAAUCAUAACGCUGGUAGUGUAAAGGGAUCAUCAGCCAAUCACGGAGGUGUGGCCGCGUCCGAAGCGUCGCAUCACAUCUCACAGGCCAGACAUGCUCCCCAGAAAGUUGACGAGGACUGCGAGGCAAGUCAACGCUACAACCUCCUGUGGAAGCAAUCUAGUAAAGCAUCCUCGGAAACGGCUUCCAAACUGUAAAGGAUCACUCCAUGUUGCUGAAUAACCGAGGGCAUUUAUGCAAGAGAGAACUACUUAUCACACACGUGUUGGCCAAUUACAGUUUUCAUAAUACUUUGAGUUAUUCAUUGUAAUCUGGCAGUAGUAAUAUGUGCCUCCAUUUGAAAUGAUGUUGCAAGAAUGGAAUAUUAUCUCCAGACACAUCUGCAGUGGAGCUAUCCACUGGUGACUUAAGACAAUAGUAGAAGACCGUUUCAAAGUUCUUUGUAUGAUAGUGUACAAAUACCGAAGUUGCUGUGAUGAAUACUGAACUUCAUUGUGAAUGUUCAAAAACAUUCAUUACUUUAUACUACUAAACAUUUAGUAACCUUUUAUAAAUGGGCUUUGAGUGCUCUGGGUAGUUAAUUAUGCAGUACGUUUAACACAAAUUGUAUAAAGUGUUUAAAACUAUUAAUUGAGUGUUAGUUAAUGUGGAGCUUGUUAGGCCAAUCUGUGAAAUAACUAGCUGUUUAUAAAAAAUAUAUAUAUGUACAGUAUACACAAUACUGAAUGACAGGAGACUGUUGUUGAAGAUACCUCACGGCACGCACACAUCCUUGAUACUCAAGGGAUCUUAUUUUGAAUUCAGCCAAAGUUACUUAAAAUACUCGGUACUUUGAGAAUUGCAAGACACUCUGUAGAUAAGGUUAAACUUAAGCUAAAGAAGGCACUGAAUGAGAAAUGAAGUUUGUGUUAUGUGUAUCUGACGAGGAAGAUGCUAGUCAUUGCUACUGUAUAUGUUUAAUUUAUAUUUUUGCCCUAAAGUGCUAUUUUAUAUUUGUUUUAAUUAAUCGGUUAAAUUAGCUAUUAUUUAAUAUGUUUUCUGCAGUGUAUAAUUAAAAAACAUGCAAGUAUAUACUGUAUAUACACAUGAAAACACACUAGCACUGAAGUGGAAUUUGAGAGACCUACAUACCAAGUCCAAUUUUUUUAGGUUAAAAUCAACCCAAUCUUUAAAAGGAGCUGAAAGGGGUAUAGUACUGUUCUUUUUUAUUGCACACAUUUCCAAUUACAGUACUAUAAAGUAUUAUACAGUACGUACCUGUAUGUGAAAAUGGUACCAAUUACUCAUAACAGUUGAACUAAAGAUUGUAGAGCCCAUGUACAUAAUUUCAAUGGUGUGGUUCAGUUAACCCUAAAAUACUGCUACAUCAAGUAGUCUCAGAGUUAGAAGCAGCAAUGUACAGUACUGUAUUCAUGGAUGUUCUGGCAUCUUUUAAUAGGCUGUCAUUGCUGAAUGGUAAGAGAGAACUUUUAUCUUGGCAGCAGGAUAUCACAAGAUCUUGGGUCUGUAUACCACUGAGUGCUAGUGUGUCUUCACAUACAGUGCACUAUGUUACAUAAUACAGUCAUGUUUAAAAGUGUAUGUAUAUAUAUAUAUUUGUGUGUGUGUAUGUGUGUGUGUGUGUAUUUACCUAAGUGGAAUUGCCUAAGUUACAGGAUGAGAGCUAUACUCGUGAUGUUCUGUCUUCCCAGAAUGCCAUGUGACGCUUUGAAACAAUUGACAGCUUUGGCCUCCAUCACCUUCUCACUUAACUUGUUCCAAUCAUCGACCACUCUGUUUGCAAACGUGAACUUUCUAAUGUGUUUUUAGCAGCUUUAACCUAACCUCUUGCUCUUGAAGUUGCAGUUUUCAAAUAUAUUUCUUUGUCAAUUUUGUCGAUUCCUGUUACUAUUUUGUACAUUGUGAUCCUAUUCCUUUUCCUUCUAUCUUCUAGCUUUU
Procambarus clarkii (red swamp crayfish) is the source of this 3592-nucleotide messenger RNA. NCBI's taxonomy places the organism in Eukaryota, Metazoa, Arthropoda, Malacostraca, Decapoda, Cambaridae. The record is from RefSeq and is a predicted model, not a curated record.